Molecule: messenger RNA, 1397 nt
Organism: Aquila chrysaetos chrysaetos
Lineage: Eukaryota; Metazoa; Chordata; Aves; Accipitriformes; Accipitridae
Gene: EFNA3
Product: ephrin A3
Exons: 5
Coding region: 96-773 (225 amino acids)
Biological process (GO): axon guidance; ephrin receptor signaling pathway
Cellular component (GO): plasma membrane
Molecular function (GO): ephrin receptor binding
Source: RefSeq, a predicted model, not a curated record
GCGGAGCUGGGCGCCGGGGGCGCGGGGCGCGGGCGGCUCCGGCUCGGUUCUCCUCCAUUCAUUGAGAUCGCGGCGGGUUCCGCGGCGGCGGCAGGAUGGUUGCUCGGCUGCCCGCGUUCCUGCCCCUGCUCCCGUUGCUGCUGCUGCUGCCGGGCCGGGGGCCACCGGGAGCCCUGGGCAACCGUCACGCCGUGCACUGGAACAGCUCCAACCUGCACCUGCGGCGGGAGGGCUACACGGUGCAGGUGAACGUCAAUGACUACCUGGACAUCUACUGCCCACACUACAAUGCCUCAGUGCCCGAACACCGGCUGGAGCAGUACGUGCUCUACAUGGUGAACGCGGAGGGCUACCACACCUGCAACACCAGCCAGGGCUUCAAGCGCUGGGAGUGCAACCGGCCCCACGCGCCCCACAGCCCCAUCAAGUUCUCGGAGAAGUUCCAGCGCUACAGCGCCUUCUCGCUGGGCUACGAGUUCCGCGCGGGGCAGGAGUACUACUACAUCUCCACGCCAACACACAACCACCACCGGGCCUGCCUGAAGAUGAAGGUGUUUGUGUGCUGCGCCUCCACGUCGCACUUGGGGGAGAAGCUGGUGCCCACCCUGCCGCAGUUCACCCUGCGACCUGAGGUGAAGAUCGAGGACCUGGACAACUUCAACCCGGAGAUGCCCAAGCUGGAGAAGAGCAUCAGUGGCACCAGCCCCAAGCGGGAACACCUGCCCCUGGCCGUGGCUGCCGCGCUCUUCCUCAUGACGCUGCUGGCCUCCUAGCUUCUGGCGCUGGUGGGGGCCCGGCCAGCACAACUCUGCCGAGUGGGGACCCCCCCGACCUGCUGCCCCUCGUGAGAGCCAGCGGGAAACCACCACGGGACCACCCGUCCCCUCUGCACCACCACCCCCCUGCCCGGAGAGCCGUCCCAUGGGGCAGGGGGCUGUGGCACGCGCCGAUCCCAGCUGGGACACGCCCCCCCCCCCCCCCACCAAUGGCUGCAGCCACGUCUGCAAGGAUGCGGCUCGGUGCUGCUGUGUGCACUGCAUCUUCUACCAACACCGUCCCACAGUGCGGAGUCUUGCCCACAGAGUCCUGCCCGCAGCCCACCCAGUGCCCUGUGGCUAGGAGGCAGUGCCGGGCUGGGGAGCCUGGUGAGGGCAGGGACCCCCAGGGCUGGGCAGCCUGUACAUACCUAUAUAGAGAUCUAUACAUACUGUACAGAGAGAGACUAUAUAGAUAUAUCUAUACUGUACCAUAGGCAGCGGCGCUGGCCCUGGGCUGGCUUGUACAUAGUUGAACGUGUUGGAUUUUCCUCGUCUUCCGUGAAGACCUGACCUAUGCAAACGCACAGACACUUUUUGGGGAAAAACAAAACAAAAAAACAAUCUCAACCUUUUUUUCAA